AUGAAACGCACCCGAUCUGAACCCAUAUUGACAUCACUUCUUGUGUCAAAUGACAUGAGAGGCGAGAAAUGGCCAAAAAAACAAGACUUCUUGAGCUGUCUCUCGGGCUCUCACUACAUUUUUGACACCGAAAUGACAACUAAUAAUAAUUCACUGAUCGAUGACUUCGAGACCGCAUUUCAGUCGUGUUUGUCUUCGUUGACAAACCCAUCGACGGUUCACAUCCACGACUCGGAUGAAGUGAAGACUAGUGUCGAGCAAACUUCAUUGAUCAAUGAGACGGUUGCCAACAGCGAUGGCAGCCAUCCAUUGCAAAGACAGACAUCGCUGAACCAAUCCAUGACAGGACCGCAGACACCGCUUGGGGCGCAACAACCGCCACAAUCUCAGCCCCCACUCAGACAUACCAUUCAAAGUGGAACCGCUGGAAAUGGACCGCAUUUAAUGAGACCAUCGAUGGGUCCGCAAAUGUCUGGACCGAUGACUCCGCCACAGAUGAUGGCUUCGGGUCAGAUGUCAGGACCGGUGGGAAUGCUUCCGCCGCCACCGCCACAAACAGCUAUGACAGGCGGUCAGCAGACAAAUAUGGGACCAAUGAUGGGUCAGAUGCAGACACAACAAAGUGGUCAACCAAUGGGACAACAAUUUAUGCCACAACAGCAACAACAACAACAGCCACACCCCGUAGGACUUCAGGGACCGUUGGCUUACUUGGAGAGAACGACAUCCAACAUAGGAUUACCCGAUUCCAGACGUUAA
This is a messenger RNA of Medioppia subpectinata, 759 nucleotides long. The record is from the annotation of a GenBank genome assembly. Lineage: Eukaryota; Metazoa; Arthropoda; Arachnida; Sarcoptiformes; Oppiidae.